Molecule: messenger RNA, 906 nt
Organism: Suncus etruscus (white-toothed pygmy shrew)
Lineage: Eukaryota; Metazoa; Chordata; Mammalia; Eulipotyphla; Soricidae
Gene: C8H11orf65
Product: chromosome 8 C11orf65 homolog
Exons: 8
Coding region: 1-906 (301 amino acids)
Source: RefSeq, a predicted model, not a curated record
AUGACGAGUGUUCCCGCCCUCUCAGCCGUAACUCCUCCUUUUCCGCUCUCCCAGGCGGAAAUCGGGGCGGGGAGCGCUGGGCAUGAAGAUCACAAUGUUGCUGUAUUUCAACACUUUAAAAGUUUAAUUAAUUUUAGAAGACAAGGGGAACCACGUCAAAUAGUGAAAUACAUAAAUCCUAUAGAGGCAGAACUUCUAGAUCCUGCUGCUGGCAUUCAAGUACGAUUCAGAUUAGGUGGUGCUAAAUUUCCACCUGGUAUAUACUAUAAAAUUUUCACUCACAGACAUAUUGAAGAUCUAUGUGCUAAUAGCCCUAGAGAUUACACAAAACUUCCAUCAAAAUAUACCUCUCAUAUUAAAGGUGAUCAUCUUCGAGAAGAGGAUCAUAAAGGCUGGUAUCAUCGUACGGAGAACAAUGGUUGGAGGCUUGUGUCUGAUACAUUUUGGAUGUCCACUGAAAAUGAAAUGAUAGGGGAGAAAAAAGAAAGAGAAUUCCAUUUCUCAAAACUGAAGAGAAGACAAGAUAUGGAAAAGAAAAGAAAAAUUAGAAAAAUAGAAUGGAUGAAGCAAAUGUACUAUAAAGGAACCCUGAGGGCUAGUACAACAAACGAUACAAACGAUACGACUCUAAAUUUAAUUAACACUGCAACAAAAGGGCUAAUAAGAGCUAUUGAAGAUGGUGGAUUAGAUUCUGUGAUGGAGUGGGAAGUGGAUGAAGUACUCAACUGGACAAAUACACUGAAUUUUGAUGAGUAUAUUGCCAAUUGGAAGGAAAUUGCUACAAGCAAGUCAUCAGCUAACUUCAAAGCUUUCUGUUUUCAUCAAGUACGUGAAAUAAUAAUGAAGAUUUAUCACAAGCAGGAUUGGGACCACCAGAUGAUACUAAAUAUAAAAAUACUGAUGUAA